AGAAUGAGGUUAUAAAAGGAGCUUCAGUAAAGGAAAGCUGAACUCGUCCUCCGUUCUGAGACACAGACUGUUGUUUGUGAAUAAAUGCAGUUUAGCCAAAGAGCAGCAAGAGAAGGUGAACCACAGAGAGCAGAAAAAACACAAACAUAAGAAAGGCAGACUGACAGCAAGGAAGAGUCAACACUGACAAUCAAGAUGUGCCUGACACUGACUAUAACUCUACUCAUCAUUGUGGUUGUAAUAAUUUUGCUACCCUGGCUGAACAUCGUCACGCUGGCAGAUGUGUUCACAUCCGGGAGGAACCUUUCAAAGUUGGUAAUCCCAACAUUAGAUGAUAUGACGAUAUCAGGAGCUUUAACACUGACAGAUACAGUGUUUUUCAUAAGGUCAAACUCAAUGACAACAAUGUUCCUGGUUAUUGUCUCUGUCAUAUUUAGUUUGCACUGGUUCGACAUCAUUACUUUGACACGAUUCAUCCCCUCAGGAUUAAAUAAUACUAAAAUUUCAGGAGCAUUAGCAGUGACAAUCACAGUGUUUCUCACUCUGUUGAACUCACUGACAACAACUCUCUCAGUUGCUGUAAAUGUCAUGCUUUGGGUCCAUUGGCUGAACAUCGUCACGCUGGCAGAUGUGUUCACAGCAGGGAGGGAUAGUUUAAAGUUGGUAAUCCCAACAUUAGAUGAUAUGACGAUAUCGGGAGCUUUAACACUGACAGAUACAGUAUUUUUCAUCAUGUCAAACUCAAUGACAACAAUGUUCCUGGUUAUUGUCUCUGUCAUAUUUAGUUUGCACUGGUUCGACAUCAUUACUUUGACACGAUUCAUCCCCUCAGGAUUAAAUAAUCCUAACAUUUCAGGAGCAUUAGCAGUGACAAUCACAGUGUUUCUCACUCUGUCGAACUCACUGACAACAACUCUCUCAGUUGCUGUAAAUGUCAUGCUUUGGGUCCAUUGGCUGAACAUCGUCGCACUGACAGACGUAUUCAUGUCGUUCACCAUUGGAUCAAAAUACACAAAGACUUGCAUUGAUUCAAAGCCAGGAGCUAAACGACUGGCUGAAGUCGUUAAAGGAAAAAGCACUCUGCUUACAUCACAAACAGGCCAUCUCCCGCUUUACAAAAUUACACUGGAAGAAAAACAAAUCAGCAUUAAAGGGUGCAAAAGUUUCAGUUUUGGAGAGAAAUCCAUGAACUGUAACCGAAACAUCAUUCUUCUUGGAGCCAAAGGUGCUGGGAAGUCCACUGUCAUUAAUGCGAUGAUAAAUUACGUUCUAGGUGUUAGAUGGGAGGACUCUUUUCGGUUUAAGUUAGUGGACGAAAGUCAAACAAAAUCACAAGUUCACAAUCAGACACCAGAAAUCACCGUGUACAAACUCUACCACCAGGAGGGUUUCAGAGUAAAUUACUCACUGACUAUUGUGGACACUCCAGGCUUUGGAGACACCGGAGGCAUAGACAGAGACAAGGACAUCACAGAACAGCUGCGUAGCCUCUUCGCUGAUCAGGAAGGUGUCGGUGAAAUUGAUGCCGUGUGUUUUGUAGUUCAGGCCAAUAUAACUGAACUGACAUCAACACAAACAUACGUGUUUGAUUCAGCACUCUCAAUCUUUGGCAAAGAUGUAGCAGAAAACAUCAGGGUCCUGGUGACGUAUGCAGACGAGCAGCAGCAACCAGUUCUAGAAGCCAUCAGAGUGUCUGGUGUCCCAUGUCCUAAAAGUAAUGACGGUCUCCCAGUUCACUUCAGAUUUAAUAACUCAGUGCUGUUUGCUCACAACAAAUCCUCAGUGAUAAGACGCAUGAUUCGGCUCAACGAAGAGAAAACCUUUGAGUUUUGGAACAUGGGGACAAAGAGCAUGGCCGGUUUCUUUGCUAGUCUAAAUCACGUCAGAACCAUAAGGUUGACAAUGACCAAUGAGCUCCUGAAAGAAAGAAAGCAUCUGGAAAGUACAGCUGAGGAGCUGCAGAAGCAGGUUAAACUCGGCUUGGCCAAGCUGCAGGAUAUUAGGGAGACCAAUGAAAAACUCCAAGAGCACGAAGCAGAGAUCAGGAAAAAUGGGGACUUUGAGUUUCACGUCACUUUGAAAAAAGUUGAGCAAGUUGAUAUUUCUCACACUGGACAGUACAUCACCAACUGUCUGCAGUGUUAUGUUACCUGUCACUAUCCUUGUGGUAUACCUAAUGAUGAUGGUAAAAGAGGAUGUUCUGCAAUGGGGCAGGACGGUUACUGUAGAGUGUGUCCAGGGAAAUGUUUUUGGAAUGUGCAUUCUAACCAGAGGUUCAAAUGGGAAUAUCUAGAAAUUCAUGAAAAAAGAACAGUGAAGGAGCUGAAAGAAAAAUACGAGAAGGCCUGCGGGCAGAAGGUGACUUUGGAGGAGCUGAUUAAAAACCUGCUGUCUGAUUAUAAAUCUGUGCAGGAUGAUGUGAUGAAACUGAUCACAGAGGCUGCAAAGUGUCUGAACAGAAUGAAAGAGAUAAUCCUGAACCCAAAUCCCCUUACCACUCCAGAAUAUAUCGACAUGCUCAUUAAAGGAGAGCAACAGGAGACCAAACUGGGCUGGAAGGAACGAGUUCAGGCUCUGAUGAAAAUAAAAGAACAGGCAGAGAUCAUAGCUAAAGUAGAGAAGGGAGAGGAGAUUCUGGCUCAUCAGUGAUCUGCUGAUGCCUUCAGAACAAAUCUAAACUCAGACAUGAUAAACCAGCAACAGUUAAAUAUUUGCAAUAUUUCAAUAGUUCCUCUUUAUUGUUACAUUUUUCACUUGUUUCAUUCUGCUUUUAAUAAUAAUUUUAUAUUAUUUUGGUGUUGUUUUUUUUUCUUUUCUUUUUUUAUAUAUCUUGGAGACCGUUAAUGAUUCUGUGUACCAGCUUCCUGCAUGGGGUGGAAAUGUAUAUUUGUUCUGCUUCUAAUUCAUGCAAAUGGUACUGAUGUAAAAACACAUGAUAUGAACUGUUUUACUCUUUUCUGUGUUGUUGCAUGGAUGGAAAAAUGAAUGCAAUUUAUAGAAGAUAAAUUUUUAUUUCAAACACAGACAUCUUCUCCUCAUUAAAUCACAAAUUGAAUCUUU
Molecule: messenger RNA, 3060 nt
Organism: Girardinichthys multiradiatus
Lineage: Eukaryota; Metazoa; Chordata; Actinopteri; Cyprinodontiformes; Goodeidae
Exons: 3
Coding region: 196-2649 (817 amino acids)
Molecular function (GO): GTP binding
Source: RefSeq, a predicted model, not a curated record